Molecule: messenger RNA, 6244 nt
Organism: Megalopta genalis
Lineage: Eukaryota; Metazoa; Arthropoda; Insecta; Hymenoptera; Halictidae
Source: RefSeq, a predicted model, not a curated record
UCGCUUCGCAAUGGUCCGUGACUCGCGGACCACAAAGGAACGAUUCAACCAUCCGCGACGAUUCAUCCGGAGAUGAUCGGACCGCCGGCCGUCCUACUCUUUAUCGGCGCGCUCGUCGUCGGAUCAGGAGCCUACAGGACCAACCCUGGCGGCGGCAGCCUCGCGUACAGCGGCGCGUCCGCAUCCGCCUCCGCUUCCGCGAAUGCAGGCGCGUUCGCGCUGAGCGGUUCGGAUGCGUUCGCCGGCGGCGUUCCCGGAAGUGACCAUGACGGCCACAAGGGGAUCCGCAGCUACGACGGCGCCGGAUACGCGAACCAGAACCAAGAAGGCAGCGAUCAUGGCCAUCCGUCUAGUCAUCCGGGUGCCGGAGGCAAGGUCGACCGGAACGGAUGUCCCAAGUGCCCGAAGCAAUGGGAAGACGAGGAAGACUGGGAGAAAGAAGAGGACUGGGAGGAGCCGGAAGAGGAGAACGACGAUGACUGCGACGACGGGGACGACGGUCAGUACAGGCCGGAGCAUCACCAUGGUCAUAAGAAGAGACCUGGCGGGUCUGGAGGAGUGCAGAAACUGGGUACACCGGGCGAGGGUGCGGAUUCCUGGACCUCGGGGCCUGUUAAAAGUGGACCGUUGAGUGGAGGAAGUCCAUCGGCGGAUUCUCCUUGGAACAAACCAUCGGGACAACAACCUGGUCAACAGGCUGGACAGCAACCUGUAAAGCAAACCGGCCAGCAACCUGGGCAAUAUCCUGGACAGCAACCGGGUCAGCAACCUGGACAAUAUCCUGGACAGCAACCGGGUCAGCAGCCUGGCCAGCACCCUGGACAAUACCCUGGACAACAACCUGGUCAGAAACCUGGACAAUAUCCUGGACAGCAACCAGGCCAACAACCCGGUCAGCAACCUGGACAAUACCCUGGACAACAACCUGGUCAGAAACCUGGACAAUAUCCUGGACAACAACCAGGCCAGCAGCCUGGUCAGCACCCUGGACAAUACCCUGGACAACAACCUGGUCAGAAACCUGGACAAUAUCCUGGCCAGCAACCUGGACAAUAUCCUGGACAGCAACCAGGUCAGCAACCUGGCCAGCACCCUGGACAAUACCCUGGACAACAACCUGGUCAGAAACCUGGACAAUAUCCUGGACAGCAACCAGGCCAACAACCCGGUCAGCAACCUGGACAAUACCCUGGACAACAACCUGGUCAGAAACCUGGACAAUAUCCUGGACAACAACCAGGCCAGCAGCCUGGUCAGCACCCUGGACAAUACCCUGGACAACAACCUGGUCAGAAACCUGGACAAUAUCCUGGCCAGCAACCUGGACAAUAUCCUGGACAGCAACCAGGUCAGCAACCUGGCCAGCACCCUGGACAAUACCCUGGACAACAACCUGGUCAGAAACCUGGACAAUAUCCUGGCCAGCAACCAGGCCAGCAACCUGGACAAUAUCCUGGACAGCAGCCAGGUCAGCAGCCUGGCCAGCACCCUGGACAAUACCCUGGACAGCAACCUGGUCAGAAACCUGGACAAUAUCCUGGCCAGCAACCAGGCCAGCAACCUGGCCAGCAACCUGGUCAUUACCCUGGGCAACAACCUGGGCAACAACCUGGACAAUACCCUGGACAACAACCUGGACAGCAACCCGGACAAUAUCCUAGUCAUCAACCUGGGCAGCAACCUGGCCAAAAACCUGGACAAUAUCCUGGACAACAACCUGGACAGCAACCUGGACAGCAACCUGGGCAAUAUCCUGGACAGCAACCUGGGCCAUUCCCUGGGCAAAAACCUGGACAACAACCUGGUCAACACCCUGGACAACAACCUGGUCAAAAACCUGGGCAAUAUCCUGGACAACAACCUGGACAAAAACCUGGGCAAUACCCUGGACAGCAACCUGGACAACAGCCUGGAAGCGGCCCUCACCCGAACCAACCCGCCGGAGGCUGGAACGAUGAACCCCAAACAGGUUCCCCGUGUUCCAGUACUCCUCCACCUGGGUCGAGUUGCAGUCAAGGCUCCAGCGGCGUUGGACCCGUGAAAAACGUUCCCGUGCCAGGAAUCCCUGCUUAUCAGAACCCCGCGCAGGGGUCGCCAAAUGGAUGCACUUCCGGUACUUACGGCAAUUGUGGAAACACGCCCGGUGGCCAAUCCGGUUCCCCAUACGGCGGACCUUCUUCUGGACAACCAGGCGGCCCAGGGGGUCCCGGCGGUCCAGGAAAUUCGGGUAAUCCGUGGAAUCCAUCCGGCGCGAAGAAUCCAGGGGCUCCGGGCAGUCCAGGAGGAUGGGGCGCUCCUGGUACUUCCGGAAGUCCGUGGACUCCGGGAGGUGCAAAGUCUCCGAGCGGUUCGGGCAGCCCAGGAAGUUCGGGUAGUCCCUGGGACUCGGGAAAUCCAAAGAAUCCAAGCGGCCCUGGGGGCUCGGAGAGUUCAGGAAGCUCGAGCAGUACCUGGGAUUCCGGGAAUCCAAAGACUCCAGGAAACGCGGGCAGUCCUUGGAAUCCCCAAGGUUCUGGCAGUCCAGGAAGCCCGAGUAGUCCUUGGAAUUCCGGAGGUCCGAAGAAUCCAGGAAGCCCGAGCACUCCUUGGAAUGCAGGAAGUACGAAGAAUCCAAGCGGACCUGGAAGCUGGAACAAGCCGCAGAAUGUCGCAACCGCGUUCGCUGGUGCUGGCGCCUAUGCCGGAGCUUUCCCCGGCGCGCCACUUCCUGGACACGGGCCUAACGUAGGUGCUCCGGGCCCUAGCGGAGGACAGAAGCCACCUAUCAGUCCUGCAGGUUGGAAUCCGAACGAAUACGACAACGCGAACGGCAGCCCUUCGGGGUCUGAUGCCACGCCGCACGCUCCACAGUUUGGAGACAAGAAACCAGAUACUGGUAACGCUCCACAAUGGCCAGGUUCGCCAUCUUCCAAGCCGAGCCCUGACCAAGACGGUUACAAUCCGGAGAAUGUAAAAGGACAAGGCAAGCCGAACCGUGGCAAGCCGAACAGGCGGAAGCCUACCAGCGACGAAGACAGCAAGAUCUUCCACAUAAACGUGAUCCCUGCUCCGGGUACUCCGGUCGGCAUGAAACCCCACGACACCACCAAGACACCUUAUAAUCCGUCGAAGCCGGGCUCCGAUAAUGGACCUUCUGACACCACGGAGAAACCUGGGUAUCAACCGGGUCCUCACGACGGACCUGGAACAACGAAGCCUGCCUAUAAACCUGGUACUGGAGUCCCGAAGCAGCCUUAUCAGCCCGGUCCCUACGGUGGCCCUGAAACAAAGCCUGGUCAAAGUCCCUAUCAACCUGGGCCACAUGGAGAUACUUCAAAGCCUUCCCCUCAAUCAGGACCAGGAAGUACACCCUAUCAGCCUGGUCCUUUCGGCGGCCCUGAACCAAAGCCUGGUCAGAGUCCCUAUCAACCAGGACCUUACGGAGGUGCGGGACCUACUAAGCAACCUUACCAACCUGGUUCGCCUGGUGGCCCUGAAGCAAAACCUGGCCAGAGUACCUAUCAGCCUGGUCCUUCCGGCGGCCCUGAACCAAAGCCUGGCCAGAGUCCCUAUCAACCAGGACCUUACGGAGGUGCGGGACCGACUAAGCAACCUUACCAACCUGGUUCGCCUGGUGGCCCUGAAACAAAGCCUGGCCAGAGUCCCUAUCAACCAGGACCUUACGGAGGUGCGGGACCGACUAAGCAACCUUACCAACCUGGUUCGCCUGGUGGCCCUGAAACAAAGCCUGGCCAGAGUCCCUAUCAACCAGGACCUUACGGAGGUGCGGGACCGACUAAGCAACCUUACCAACCUGGUUCGCCUGGUGGCCCUGAAACAAAGCCUGGCCAGAGUCCCUAUCAACCAGGACCUUACGGAGGUGCGGGACCGACUAAGCAACCUUACCAACCUGGUUCGCCUGGUGGCCCUGAAACAAAGCCUGGCCAGAGUCCCUAUCAACCAGGACCUUACGGAGGUGCGGGACCGACUAAGCAACCUUACCAACCUGGUUCGCCUGGUGGCCCUGAAACAAAGCCUGGCCAGAGUCCCUAUCAACCAGGACCUUACGGAGGUGCGGGACCGACUAAGCAACCUUACCAACCUGGUUCGCCUGGUGGCCCUGAAACAAAGCCUGGCCAGAGUCCCUAUCAACCAGGACCUUACGGAGGUGCCGGACCCACUAAACAACCUUAUCAACCUGGUUCGCCCGGUGGCCCUGAAACAAAGCCUGGCCAGAGUCCCUAUCAGCCUGGUCCCUCUGGCGGCCCUGAAACAAAGCCUGGCCAGAGUCCCUAUCAACCAGGACCUUACGGAGGUGCCGGACCCACUAAACAACCUUAUCAACCUGGUUCGCCCGGUGGCCCUGAAACAAAGCCUGGCCAGAGUCCCUAUCAGCCUGGUCCCUCUGGCGGCCCUGAAACAAAGCCUGGCCAGAGUCCCUAUCAACCAGGACCUUACGGAGGUGCUGGACCUACUAAGCAACCUUACCAACCUGGUUCGCCCGGAGGCCCUGAAACGAAACCAGGCCAGAGUCCCUAUCAGCCUGGACCAUACGGCGGAACUAUAAAACCUUAUCAACCUGGAUCUUACGGAGGUCCAGUCACCCCUAAACCGUUCCAUCCCAGUGGCUCACAGGUCCCGAACAUUGGAAGCAACGUACCUGUUCCAGAAAGGAACUAUCCCGACACUCAGAAACCCCUCGGCGAGCAUCCUUCAGGCGGCGCUGGUUGCUCCGGUCAGUCUUGCGGAGGCGGAAGCGGAUGCGGCGGCUCUUCGGGUCAGCCUUGCGGAAGCGGAAGCGGAUGCGGCGGGUCUUCGGAUCAGCCUUGCGGAAGCGGAUGCAGCGGGUCUCCGGAUAAGAAACCAUGCAGCCAAGGAGGCGCGACCGGCGUGGACAAAGUUAUCGGUCCGAUCGGCUCUGACGGCCUCUCCCAGAGUCCACAGAGUCCAUUCCCUGGAGCAGGCGGCGGUGCUCCCGCAGGAGCCGGCGGUCAAGGAUGCGCUUACGGUAGUUGUCCACCCGGUUCUCCAAAUACUGGAGCAGGUGCUGCACCCGUAUCUUACGACGGUAACCCGUUCCUGACUGGAAAAGUGUCCAUCCCUGUUGGAGGACCUUCGGGUGGCUCGCAACCGGGAACCGCCGACAAGCCGCUCGGCCUUGGGAACCCGUUCUUCGGAGGUUCACCGGCACCUGUAGGAGGCUCUGGCGGACCCGGAGGAUCAGGAUCGGGACCUGGACCGGCUGGAAAGCACGAGUUUCCGCCUAGCGGAGACGCCCAGAAGCCCAUCGGCAACGAUAAUCCCUUCUUGGGUGGUCCUGCGGGCUCGCCUGGCUCCCCUGGAUCCCCGACCUUCGUCGACAAAGUACACCCGGAUGCCUCAGGGUUCUUCCAUCCACGGCCUGGCUCGACUUUCGACCACGACGGCCCGCAGCAGAAUCCUCUGGCGACGAAUCGCGGCUCCGGAAGCGGCGGUGGCGUCGGAGUCGGCUCCGACGGCUUUGGAACCGGUCCUGGAGCCGGCUUCGGAGCCGCCACAGCCGGAAGUGUCGGCUUUGGAGCUGCUCCGGGACACGGCGCCGACUUCGGCGCUGCUCCGGGACACGGCGCCGGCUUCGGAGGAGCAUUCGCCGGCGCCUUCAGCAGCGCCCAGGCCUCCGCAGGUGCGCAAGCUGGUUUAGGCCACCCGAACGGAGGAAGCUGGACUGGAAGCAACGCCGGCAGCUUGGCCGGCAGCCAUGCCGGAAGCGGAUCGUGGGCCUCGAGCGGAGCUUCCGCUUUCGCGGGUAGCAGCGCCGGCGGCUGGUCCGGUUCCGUCAAAGGUUAACGGCGGAGGUGCUGACACGCGAGAGCAAAAGGACGGACGACACGGAAAGGGGCACGAUGUCGUUGACGCCAGGAGAUCUUCGCAUUAACACGCCUAUCGGUCGUUAAUGCUCGCUUUUGCACGCUAAUUUCGCUUGUAAUUUAUUGGAAUCCGCUGGCCGUCCCGCGAGAUACAAUCACGAGAUACAAUCUUGCACGAAGAAUAAAAAGAAUGUAUUAUUUCUAUCCAGCGGCGCGGCUGUGUUGCGGUAAUUGCCGGUGAACUAAUCGCCGAUUCGUCGAACAGAUUGCGCCGCUAUUACACGCCGAGAUUACGAUCGACGGCCGAUGCCGCGGCGGAUAAUAAUUGCUAAUGACAUAAGCGAUGAUCCGGUCGCUUGCCCAAACGGAUCCGUAGUAUAUCCAUUAAAACAAUAAAACACGUUACGCGAGUUGUUUCA